Aegilops tauschii subsp. strangulata is the source of this 868-nucleotide messenger RNA. NCBI's taxonomy places the organism in Eukaryota, Viridiplantae, Streptophyta, Magnoliopsida, Poales, Poaceae. The record is from RefSeq and is a predicted model, not a curated record.
AUAAUACUCCUAUAUAUGUGGUGGUUGGAAUGUCUAACAGUAGAGGUCCUCGUGCAUUAUUUUUUAAUUCAUGCCUAGUGUGAAAUCUAUAUAGAACAAAGAUAGAGCAAGCUUUAGCUGCGAGCCCCUACAUACACAGUGCACACGUUGGUCUCAUCGCCAUGACUUCCUCCUGUAUGUUGCUUUCCCUCGUCUUCCUCCUGGCUACCUCGUCGGCGCGCGCCGGCGGGUUCAAGCACCUCCACCUGUACAUGCACGAGACCUUCACGGGCCCGAACGCCACGCUAUUUCCAGUGGUGCCACCCCUGCACCGGGGCGACAACGCAAGGUUCGGGAUGGUCGGAGUGCUCGACGAUGAGCUGCGCGACGGCCCGGACCCGAGAAACUCAUCGCUGAUCGGCCGGUUCCAGUCCCUCUUCGCCUUCGCGGGGCUGGUGACGCCGCCGGGCAUGCAGACGGCGACCAGCCUCGUGUUCACGGCCGGGGAGCACGCCGGGAGCACGCUGGUCAUGGUGGGCAGCAUCGUGAGCUCCGAGGGGCCCUACGAGACCGCGGUGGUGGGCGGCACCGGCGCGUUCAGGAUGGCGCGCGGGUACUGCGUUCUGAAGGCCGUGUGGAGCCCGACGCCGGAGUCCACCGUGUACGAGGUAAACCUGUUGUUGAAGAUGGGGGGAAGCCUCUUGGCGAAGAUGGAUGCCUGGAAACGUACGUAUGCACUGUGAAAUCUUCAACUGUUAAUUGUUACUGGGAACUGGAUUAAACUGAACUUAUGUGAUUAAGCACUGGAGCUGGAGGCCUUUCUGUCCCAGAGCUGGCGUAUGUACUCAAUAGACAUUGUUCGCUGGAAUAAGCUCGCUGCUCCUGCUAA